Messenger RNA from Camponotus floridanus (Florida carpenter ant), 1979 nucleotides. RefSeq names its product proline-rich protein 4. The record is from RefSeq and is a predicted model, not a curated record. The coding region runs from base 52 to 1266 and encodes 404 amino acids. The transcript is spliced from 2 exons. Lineage: Eukaryota; Metazoa; Arthropoda; Insecta; Hymenoptera; Formicidae.
AGCAUCCAGUAAAGUCUGGACUUUAACUAGAUCGUGAAAGACCUGGUAGACAUGAGAAUUUUGUUUCUCGCGCUAUUAGUGGGGCUGCUGGCCUUGGCCGUGUGCGAGGAGAAACAGACUAAGAAGAUUGAAUCAAACGAAAAUGCCGAGGCCACGGAGAAGAAACAGGAGAAGCGCGGGUUGAGUCACAUCGAGGGAGGUUACGGGGGACAUGAAGAGGGCGGCUAUGGCGGCGGCGAUUACGGUGGUGGAGAUUACGGCGGCGGAGGCGGUUUCGAGGGUGGUCACGAUAUCGGCGGUGGAGAUGGUGGAUACGGCGGUGGAGAUGGUGGAUACGGCGGUGGAGAUGGUGGAUACGGCGGUGGAGACGGUGGAUACGGCGGUGGAGACGGUGGAUACGGCGGGGGCGGAGGCGACGACGGCGGCAAGAUCAAACAGAUCACGAUCGUGAAGACCGAAAAGGUACCUUAUCCGGUUGAGAAGAAGGUUCAUUAUCCAGUGGAGAAGGAAGUACCGUAUCCCGUUAAAGUACCAGUACCACAGCCGUAUCCCAUCGAGAAGAAGAUACCAGUCCCGGUAAAGGUAUUCGUCAAGGUACCGAUUCACAUACCGCAACCGUAUCCUGUCGAAAAGAAGGUACCCUAUCCAGUACACGUACCGGUGGAGAGACCAGUACCCUACAAAGUAUACGUGCCCCAACCGUAUCCGGUCGAGAAGAAAGUACCAUAUCCGGUAAAGGUACCAGUGCCGCAGCCAUUCCCGGUGGAAAAGCCCGUACCAUACACCGUAAAGGUCCCAGUACACGUGCCGCAACCCUUCCCCGUGGAGAAGCCGGUACCGUACCCGGUGACAGUGCCCGUCGAGCGACCUUACCCGGUACACAUAGUUAAGCCGUAUCCAGUCCCCGUCGAGAAGCCGGUACCCUAUCCGGUAGAAAAGAAGGUACCCUAUCCGGUCAAAGUGCACGUAGAGCGACCGGUGGCUGUACCUGUAGAGAAGCCUGUGCCCGUUCAUGUUAAGGUACCGGUACCGGCGCCAUAUCCCGUGGAGAAACCGGUACCCGUCCCGGUCGAGAAACCUGUGCCCUACGCUGUAAAAGUGCCUGUCGAACGACCCGUGCCGGUUCACGUAACGAAGCAUGUCCCUGUGACGGUACCCAAAGCGGUGCCGUAUCCCGUAAAAGUGCCGGUGCCGGUACCAGUGCACGACCACCAUGGUUCUUCCGGGGGUGAAGAAUACAGCUACGGGGGACACGGGGGAUAUUAGUAUUAAAAGCGUGACAGUGGAGGAUUUUUCGCUCGUUUCAGAGAAAAAUUAAUGUAUGGUAGAGGGAAAAAGAAAUAUGUUAUAAUAUAAAUAGCUGUCAUUGAGAAUCUAUUAACUCGACUGAUCAAUAUCAUAAUUAAAAAUGUACAUAUAGUGUAUAUAUUUGAAAUUAGAUCAUUAGUAAGUUAAUUCGUAAGAAAAAAAAAAUUCUCCACUGCAUCACGAGCGGACGUAUUGGCACCUGCUACGGAAUACAUCUCGAUAAUAUUUUUUCUAUCAAAAUUUGUCAACGCAUUGUGUCGAAGAGAAAAUAAUUGUAGGAAACAAUGACGAUUUUUAACAUGUUUAACGGCUGAUUUUUCACUCGAAAGCGCUAACGAAGUGUUUUCUUUGCCUGACAAGUACUUCGUUCGAAUAUGAAUUCGCGGGCGAAGGAAACGCGAUGUAUUUAUUUUAUUAAUUUAGCAGUGCCGUCCACUCGGCGGGAGUCCUGGCGAGGGAAAUGAGUUUGCAGAACAGUCGUUUUGCGUCACGAAAGAUGAUUCCACGGGUGCCACGAGUCCGCGCAGACAGCGCUAACGAUUUCCUUAGAUAUCGACACUUAAAUAUGAACGCAUGUUUGUGUGUUUCUCUUUCGACGUUCGUAACAUGUAAUAUACGUCUUUUAUGUUGUACCAUGUCUUUCGCUUCUUUUUAAUAAAACCAAAGAGCAA